Messenger RNA from Adineta ricciae, 498 nucleotides. Lineage: Eukaryota; Metazoa; Rotifera; Eurotatoria; Adinetida; Adinetidae. The record is from the annotation of a GenBank genome assembly.
AUGGCUUCACGCGAUUUUAAUUACGCCGAACCAAGCGCUUCGUCCGAUAAUGCAUCUGAUUCCGAUAUGAAUUCAACUCCAGAACGUGUUGGUGCAAUUCACAAGUCAGAUCACGUCGUGCUCAAUGGACGUCCCGUCAAAGUAGUUGAAGUAGCACAUUCAAAACCAGGAAAACAUGGUCAUGCAAAGGUUCAUUUAGUUGGUAUCGACAUUUUUACAGGUCGUCGGUAUGAAGAUGUUCGUCCAGUUGGACAUAUGAUUGAAGUACCAAAUAUCCAAAAGAAAGAAUAUAGCGUGGUUGAGCUCAAUGAAUGUAAUUCUAUUAUAUUACGUGACGAUAAUACAGGUAAAAUGCGAAAUGAUUUAAAAUUAAAAAAAGAUUCGGAUGUUACCGCUCGAAUCCUCGACAAAUACAACGAAGGGAAGGGUCGAAUAAAAGUUACCGUUUUCAAAGUACUUGGCGAAGAGCAAAUCAAAGCAUUUAAAGUAAUUGAAUAG